Molecule: messenger RNA, 2906 nt
Organism: Scaptodrosophila lebanonensis
Lineage: Eukaryota; Metazoa; Arthropoda; Insecta; Diptera; Drosophilidae
Exons: 2
Coding region: 115-1887 (590 amino acids)
Source: RefSeq, a predicted model, not a curated record
AAACGUACGAAUCACGACACAAAGGAGUGUAAAGAUAAGACAGUAGGCAUUGAGUUGCGAAAAAAGAUAUUGCGUAGUAAGGGAAGCUGUUUCAGCGGGCGGCACAUUACAGCUAUGUGCGAUGGCAAGGCAAAUCAGAAACAAGGCGGUGAACAAGAACAACACACAGAGACGGCGACACUCAGUACAAUGGUGCAUCGCGUAAACAAUGAGAUUUAUUUACAAACAGCCAAGGCGGUUCUUAUAAGUGGUGAAAUAAAGGUGUUGUCCCGGAUUAUAAUGGAUAACGGGAGCCAAUGCACCUACGUGACGGAACGUUUAGCAAAACAUUUAAAGUUGCCGGUCGUAGGUACGGAAAGAACUAGAAUCGUCGCAUUCGGCCAAACUGGUAAACAAUCACGGGCCACACAAUUCAAACGCACAAUUAUUAAUGUAAAGAGUCAGUACUCGGAUGAAACCGUGGAGAUUUAUGCAACUAUAGUGCCGAACAUAUGCGAAGAUGUAUUGCCUGUGCCGCGUUUAAAUAAACAAUCAAACAAAAAUAUGGCUGAAAGCAUUGUAGCCCAAGAAAAGCUAAUUCCAGGCAUUAAUUUACUGAUUGGUCAAGACAACUACUGGAAAUUUAAUAACAAUAAUCGUGAACUAUUAGCAGGAAACUUAGUCGCAGUAGAAACUUUCUUCGGUUGGACAAUACAAGGUCAUUAUGGGGAAGGUCAAGGCGAAUCAAGGUGCGUUUUAAAUAUUCUGGAGCAUCGCGAAGCAUUCGACAUUGAGCAAUUUUGGAAUUUGGAGAGUAUUGGCAUAUCGUCGUACUCCGAACAGCAAGCUGCAGUACAGGCAGCCGAAAUACGCCAUAUAGACGGGCGCUACUCAGUGCUCUUACCAUGGAAGCUUCCAAAGGACAAUUUGCAUGACAACAAACAAAAUGCAAAGAAUCGGCUAAGCAGUUUGGGCAAUAAAUUGCUCAAAAAUUCUGAUAAAUUAGAGGAAUACGAUGCUGGCAUCAGAGAGCUAUUGAGUAGUGGCGUGGCUGAAGCAGCGCCUGUUUUGGGUGAAACCCAGAAGGCAUACUAUAUGCCCCAUCAUCCGGUCUAUCGGCUCGACAAAGCGACAACUAAGGUGCGCAUUGUUUUCGAUGCCUCAGCCAGCGAACAUGGAGCUUCUUCAUUGAAUGAUCAUCUUAGCCCAGGUAUCAAUUUAUUAACAGAUUUAACUGCUGUUUUAAUAAGAUUUCGUUGCCAUAGAAUUGCUAUCGUUGCGGAUAUCGAAAAGGCGUUUCUGCAAAUAUCUAUAGAUGAAUCCGAUCGUGAUUACCACCGGUUCUUUUGGUAUGCAUCAGUAGCAUCUAUUGGCACACCAUAUCCGAAAAUUGCGGAGUAUCGAAUGACACGUGUUACAUUUGGAGUAACAUGCAGCCCAUUUUUAUUGACGUCAACAAUUCAGCAGCACUUGCAAAUGCAGGAUCCGGCGCAUGCAGCCAUAUGCCAGAAACUGCAAGACUCAUUUUAUGUUGACGACUUGGUAACCAGUGUGGCUACAUUAAGGGAUGCAGAGGAUCUUUACUACCAAUCAAAGAUCAUCAUGCAAGGCGCAAGCUUUAACUUGCGAAAAUGGAACUCUAACGAUGCAGAACUUAAAGGGAAAUUUAAAGGAACUGAUGUAAAUUUAGCAACAGUUCAAAAGGUGCUUGGAUUCCAAUGGGACACUAUAACGGACGAAUUGAGUGUAGACCUAAAACCGAUCAUAACGUAUGUUCAGACUCUACGUCCAACAAAACGCAACGUAUUUCGAGCUUUGGCCAGAAUUUAUGAUCCAUUGGGCAUUCUCAGUCCAUUUACAAUAAACAUAAAAAUUUUGUCCAAAAAAAAAAAUGGAAGGAGAAUCUAAAAUGGGAUGCAACACUCACCACGGGACUAUCAGACGAGUUUAUGGCCUGGCGAGAGGAUAUGGCAUUGCUUGAAGAUUUUUCCCUGCAACGGUGUAUGGUGUCGGGAAAUAUGGAGGACCUAGAACAGCACAUUUUCGCAGACGCAAGCCCUGCUGCUUAUGGAGCAGUCGCUUACUUAAGAGAAGUGGGGAUGAAUGGCGAAAUACAAAUAAAAUUUGUUUGUUCCAAAAAUAGAGUAAGCCCAAUCAAAGAGAGUAGUGGAGCCGCCUUACCGAAGCUUGAACUUACGGCAGCAUUGGUGGCCUCUAGACUUGCUCAAUAUCUAAAGAAGGAGCUAAAGCUCGGCGUCUCUUCGACCUACAUGUGGUCGAACUCAAGCAUUGUGCUAAACUGGAUUUCAGGAUGCGGGCAGCCAAUGUCUUCAAUUAAAUCAAUGGUGGCCGAAAUAAACAAACUCACAAAUAUAUACGAGUGGCGACAUUGUCAAGGAAAUUGCAACCCAGCUGAUCUUCUGACACGCGGUAUAACAGCUAAAAGGCUCCUAGGAUCAGAACUUUGGAAGCGAGGCCCAAAAUGGCUUGAAUUGACAAUCUACGAAUGGCCAACCAUAAAUACAAUUUUAACUAUCGUAGGGGAGAAAGAAGACGAUCUUGGCAGCAAAGCGGAACCACUAUUUCCUGUUCAACGAUAUAGCACACUGCGAAAAAUGCUUAGUGUAACCGGCUUUGUGUUACGUUUUAUAGAACGUCUCCGAAAACGCACAACUAACGGAGUAGACACACACAACGAGAUCAACGAGGCGCUAUCAUUUGCAGAGCUACAGGCAGCCGAGCUAUGUUGGAUUCGUUUUAUACAAGGAAAAGAAUUCUUACCCGAAAUUGAAGCACUGAAAUCCGGCAAAGACUUACCAAGAGACUCAAGGAUCAUCUGCUUAAGUCCAGCCAUGACUGAUGGAGUAUUGAGGCUUACAGGGCGUUUACCCAACCCUAAUUUUGAAACGCUAUAUAAUCCAAUAAUU